Pelobates cultripes (western spadefoot toad) is the source of this 2646-nucleotide messenger RNA. NCBI's taxonomy places the organism in Eukaryota, Metazoa, Chordata, Amphibia, Anura, Pelobatidae. The record is from the annotation of a GenBank genome assembly.
AUGCCAGCUGAAACCGUUACUGCAAGGUAAGGAUCAUUAUCCACUUGAUUUGUCUAUGAUGCAUAUUACAAGUCCCAACCUCCUUUAAGAGACUGUAUCACAGUUUGCUGUUGGGGAGCCAGAGGGGGUCAGCAUGCUUGCUUUGUUCUACUGGUAGUUACAACUCAAAAAAAUUAUUUGAGCUAUAAGGAGGCCAGUGCCCACUUAAAUUGGCAGCAGUUCCAUAUACAUUUUCUGAUGAGAGGAACUGCUGGUGAAUGUUUGCCUCACACAUAUCCUAUAAACCACUGCUAAGACAAUGUCAAUGGUCCUUUAAAACAAUGGGAAAGCUCAAAUUUACUAGGAGAAAAUUGUAUCUGUUUGAGUUAUUCACUAAAGUGAGAAUUGUCGAGAAUUCAAAGUGAACGUCUACCUUUACACCAAAAUAGCUGAACUGGAAGCACAGCUGACUAAGAUUUUUCCAAUUGUGCCAUUUCACUUUAAAUUCACAUUAUUUGCCUAAAAGUUCUCUCUCUUUUACUAAAUAACCCUGCUAUAGCAGAACUUGCUACAAGGAACUUGAAACCCUGCUGAUUUACAGAAAUCUAGAUUUGCUUUUUUUGCCUUUUAUAUUUUUAGUACACGUUAAAAAGGUGGCCACCUUCAUGUUGAAAUUUCCUUGUAAAAACCAUCUAGAUAGUGUAUGUGCUGUUGGUCAAAGUAUAAAUAUGCCUAGUUUUACAAACCCACAACUGGACGGUACUGCUGCCUUGUUUUUACCACUUUGCACCUGGAGGACCAAGUCUCUUGGCACAUCAUCUGGGGAACGUGUGGACUUUGGUACUCUGAAGAAUCUAUCGAUUCCCACCGUUUUGCCCUGUCUUGGGGUAAGUGAAGCUACCAAUAAGCGCCUCAGCCAUGGGUACCUCUUCCGAGAUGCCCCUUAUUUUGAUGCUGUUUUUCCACUUCCAGUCUUCAAUGGCAGUGAAGCGGUGGUCACUCAGCUCGCUUUGCUGUUGGAGUCCCAUGCCUGCUUUCUGCAACAUGGUGAUCUGUGAUGCUGGUUCACUGGAUGCAGCCUCCACCGUCGUCAGCCUGCCCGAAAUGCCCUGCUAAUCUGCACAGACUAAUGCUACAUCCGUCUGGAUACUCUUCUGGAGGUCUGCCAGAAGUAGUUUUAGCACUUCAGUAGUCACCGGAGAGUUGUCUUGUCCAGUGUUCUUCAGUGCUGGGCAUGGGGUUACAGGGAGAUCUUCCACCAUGUUAGGCCUCACCGAGCCAUGUGCCUGCCUCAGCAUGUAUUCAAUAUUUAAGCCCAUUUGGGUUUAAUUUUCUUAGUUUUGCAUCCCAUUAUGUUUCCCCUCGCCCGUGGGUGUGUUCCUUGCCAUUUUUGUACCUGUUUUAGGGUCUCUCAAGGGGUUUAUACAGUGUAAUUAUUCAGAGCUCUGUAUGUGUGCAGCCAUUCAGCUCGGCUGUUCGGCUCCGCCCCCUUACUUGAAUUUAUCUUGAAUUAAUUCUAUAUACAUUUUUCUUUUGUUUGGCAGGUUCCAAUUCAUAGUCCCCAAAGAAUGGAAGAGCAAAUACAGACCAGUCUGUAUCCAUUUGGCUGGCACAGGAGAUCAUGUAAGUAUAGCGCUUGUACAUGAGAGGCCAUUAUUCGAGUAACCGCACACAUAGACUGCUCUUUUCCCCAAACUCAAUCCAGGGUUAUAUUUCAUGCUCUUAACCCUUAAAGGACGAAUGACCGUUAUUCUGUCAUGGUUGUCAUAUUUUUAAGGACUCAUGACACCGUUACAUAGCUGAAAAGAGACUUGCGUCCAUCAAGUUCAGCCUUCCUCACAUAUCUUUUUUGCUGUUGAUCCAUUAUUUAGUUAUAAAGUUUUUUUUUAUCUGCAGGGACCAUUUUGAUAGCUGGGACUCCCCUCUGUCAGCUGCGGGUCAUGCUACGUGAUAAAAGCUGUGUGCAUCAGCAAGAGUACCCUUCUGCUGAUAGUCGCAUUCUAACUCCAUUGUCUCAAGGGUUAGGGUUCACCUUAAUGUUUCAGGUUAUGGUUUUUAUUAGUGGUUAGAGCUCUAGUUAAUGUUUAUGGUUAUAGUUACAGUUAGGAAUAGUGUUAGUAUUUAGGGUUUAGCUAGUAUUCCUGGUUAGUGUUACGGUAAGGGUCAGAACUAUUGUUAUCAUUAGGGUUAUAAAUGUUAUAAUUGGUGUUGGCGUUAUAGAGCCGCCUUCACAUUUCUCAUUAAAAAAAAAACACAAAAAAAAACAUGCAGUCUACAGGUAACUAUUUGACCCUGCUUUAAACUUUUUGCAAAGGUAUACACUGGGGUUUUGUUGUACUUGUGAGGUGUAGCUGAGUUGAGGGAACUUUGCUGUAGCAGUACACAGAAAUUUAAAACUUCACAGCAACAUUUUAAAAAGUAUUUUGCUUUUCCUCUCCCUUUGAAUAAUUUUGCUCUACUGCCCUUGAAGAUUCACGAAUAUAUCUGUUUUGUGGUUUUUCUUUUUCUUUGGGGAAGCUUAAACCUCUUUUUGUAUAUUCUACCCAUAAACAGUAUUACUGGAGAAGACGAACUUUAAUGGCACGUCCUAUGCUCAAAGAGGCUGGUAUGGCGUCCCUUUUAUUAGAAAAUCCAUAUUAUAUCCUUUUUAAAAUAAAUCUUGUGUAA